GUCUUUCAGCUCUCUGUUUCGGACCGGACAUAAUUUUGCGACGUACUCACAACAAAUCAAGUCGGAAGUGUAUCAAGAAAACACACGUGUUAAACAUGAAAAACUCUAAAAAGCACAAUAAUGUGUCCAAAAAGGGCAAAUUUAAGCCGGGAUCGAAGAAAAGAGAAAACAAAUGCAUCGUUAUGUUCGACGACAAAGACAGACAGUAAGUGAACCUGCUGGUAAUGUUGGAGACACAAGUGCUAAAUGCUAACAGUGUUGUGACAUAAAACUGUGAUAUGUUGGUUUACUGCCGUCUGUAAAACCUGCACAAUGCCUAAAGGUGAAAUUCUCAAUGAGUUAAACGAUGUAUAAUCCACUAAAUGUGUAUUAUUGUCUCAUUCACUGGUUUAUUCGCUAUAUAACAUAACAGGACUGUGAAGGUCUGCUGGUUCAUGAAGUUUCCUCUCCUCUGAUCCUUCAGGGAAUAUUUGACCGGUUUCCAUAAACGAAAAGUGGAAAGAAGGAAAGCAGCGGUGGCUGAAAUCCGCAAGAAAAUCAAGGAAGAGCAAAUAAGAGUCAGAGAAGAGGUGGGUGUAAAGAGAGGAGAGGAAUGAAAAGAUAUAUAAAAACAGGAAUAAAAAUAUAAUAUAAACUGAUUUUGUAUGACUGUCUGCUUUCAGAGGCAUAAAGAAUAUAUAAAAAUGCUAAAGGAGAGGACAGAAGCUCUUGGUAAGUUUGAGAAAAAUGUUUUCGACAAUUUCACAAAUUUACACGACAUACAGUCACAUCUCUGUAACCGAGAAUACAAUAAGAAAGUUAUUUUGAUGCCCAAUUGAUAAAAAGAAAAAACUCAACAUCCAUAUACUUUUUUUUAAUCCAUUACAGGUAAAGUGGUGUAUUUCAAGUCAAUUUUUUGUACCUCGCAUCAUAACACUAUUUCAGAUAUCCCACAAAUAUAAUCCCUAUAAUCCCUAAUCCCUCCACCUGGUGCUGGGCCGGCCACGAGGUCUCCUUCCGGUGGGACAUUUCUGGAACACCUCUAACAAGAGGCAUCCAGAAUGCAUCCUAAUCAGAUGCCCGAGCCACCUCGGCUGACUCCUCUUGACGUGAAGGAACAGCGGUUCUACUCGGAGUGCCUCCGAGUGUCUGAGCUCCUUACCCUAUCUCUAAGGCUGAGCCCGGCCACCCUGUGAAGGAAACCCAUUUCAGUCGCUUGUAUCAGCGAUCCUGUUCUUUCGGUCAUUACCCAAAGUUCAUGGCCAUAGGUGCGCAGGUCCAGCUGGAAAAAGAAAUCUGUAUCUCCAUAAACAGGGGCGGACUGGGACCAUAAUUCAGGCCAGGAGUUUGACUCCAUCCAGGCCAGGCCAAUACACAUUUACACGGAAGUGCCUACACCGGCGAAAAGUUUUGGACAUUUGAAGCCAGAUUUAGUGAAAAUAAUGCUAAUGUGAAGAAUGUAGAAUUCUUCACAUUCUUCACAUUCCUGGUGGCGACGCCAGGCCACCGGGAAUCGGCCCGGUGAUCCCGAUGUUCCAGUCCACCACUGUCCGUAAAGCUUCUCAGCAGAUGGAAGAAUGAAGUGCGUUAAAAUCUCCUGGUAGACUUUAGGCUGUAAUGAGCACAAUUAUAACACAAAAGCGAGUGAAACGUUUAGGUUUAUAUGGAGUGGGUCUGCCGAAUAACAUUGAUAGGAAAUAUUGAACUUUUUUCAUGAUGAUUGUCUAGUUUGUUGAGAUGCAUCUGUAAGAUUUUUUUUUAAAAUCUGUUUCUAUUUUGUCUUGAUCUCACCUAUCAGAGGCUGCUGAAGAUGAUCUGGAGGGCAAUAUAACAAGUACAAAAGAGUCUGUGCAGUAUGACCAUCCCAACCACACUGUCACCGUGACAACCAUCAGUGAUCUUGACCUCACAGGAGCGUACCUGCUCGGACCUGCAGGAGAGCAGGUAACCAUGAGGAAACAUUAAAGCUCACAUUGUUUGCUCUGAUAAUAAUUGAUUAAAAAAAGACAAAGAAUGAAACUUCAUGUCAAUUAAACUCUUCAAAAAGAUUAUACCUUUUGUUUAAAGGCUAAUGGAGUGGGCGGGGAUGAAGACAAAGAGGAGGAAGAGGAGGAGAAAAUACCUACACUGCCAAGAAAAGCUGGGAAUCCAAUCAUGAACAAAAAGUAAGAUUUUCACCACUCAGAAAACUUCAUAUGGGCAUCAGUUUUUCUUGUCUCUUUUCUUGUCUGAGAUGAUUGUCCAAUAAUCCUACAUUCUCCUACCACUAACAAUCCAGCUAACACAUCUUCAGGUGUGGUUUAAAAUUGUCUGCCUGUUGUCCUCCAGCUGUUCUCACUCCAGCUGCUUUCCUCUCUCUCUCUCUCUCUCUCUCUCUCUCUCUCUCUCCCCACCUCCCGCUGCUGCAGGAUCCGCUCCCUGACUGCCUCCCUCAGCACUUACACCAGCAAGAGGAAGAGGAAAGGGAAGCAGGAAGGCCGAGGAGGACGAGGCCGGCAGACAGACAAGAGAUCUGGUGCCGGGGAGAGUAAGAGCAGAUUCAAGAAGACCAGCAAGUGGCAGAGACGUCGAAACACAGGGAAGAGAGGGCAACAUCAGGACUGAAACACAAUACAGAGGAAUAAAACAGGUUUGAACCGUGGAGAGACUUGAUUUACUGUGCCGUGUGUCCUCAAAGUGGACAAACUGGACUUUGGAUUACUUCUGCUCCUGUGUUUCAGCAGGAUACUAGAGACGUUUGUCAAAUAAACACAACUUGCUGUGUAUGGGGGAGUAUUAGAGCCACAUUAAAGAAACAUUCAAGAUUUUAAGACUGAAGCUUUAGCAGUAUGAGAAUAAGGUUAUGAGUUUUAAAUCUUAAUAUUAUGAUGAAAAGAAUAUCAUAGUGUUGUCUAAGACAGUCCAUCUUUAGGAUUCAUGUUUUUUCCUGUACAGCCUGUCAGAGUCCUGAUACAUAUGAUAAUGUGGUUCUAAUGUGCCAGAAUAAACUCAUUUAAGUUGUUUGUGAAGCCUCUACUACAGCAUCACCUCACAAGUUUCCCGCUGCUCCCCUGAUAUCUCCCUUCAAAAUAAUGUGGCUUUAAUAUUCCUUUGUAGGUGUGCUGUACGGUGGCCCUGAGGGUCAACUGAACAAAAAUGUCAUGAUAUGAAAAACAACUUCUCUAAAUGCUAAAAACAUUUAGCUUGACGUGAAACAAAUUUUACCAAACACACGACAUGUAGAAUAUUUCAUGAAACAUAAGUUAUUGUGAAAUGCUCAAAUAUUCACAAAAACAAAAAUAUUCAAUGAAACACCAACAUUUUUUGUGAACAUUUAAUCAUCAAACAAAAAGCAAAAGUUUUUGGGUUUUUUUUUGUUAUUUUUCUUUGAAAUUAUUACAUCAUUAUUAAAUGAAUUUGCAUUUUGCUGAACUGAUUUUGUGAUCAAUUAAAUAUUUAUACUGAAAUAUGCUUACCAUUUAAUAUUCUGACUUUGUUCUAAUUGUUUUAAAAUUUCACCCCAAAAAUUUUGUAUCAUGAGAUUUAUGUGAAUUUGACCUUCAGGGCUACCGUACAGUGUUUGUGUUAUUGUGACAUCCCAUAGUCUCAGCAGAAUUCACAUUGACACAUUUGUCAGAGUUGAACUGUUUUUGUAGCGCUCUGUCUGUAACAUUCAUAUUUUGUGUUGUAUUAACAAACAUUUGUAUUGAAUAAAAGAUAACUCUUGUUAAUAAGUGA
Molecule: messenger RNA, 3696 nt
Organism: Xyrichtys novacula (pearly razorfish)
Lineage: Eukaryota; Metazoa; Chordata; Actinopteri; Labriformes; Labridae
Source: the annotation of a GenBank genome assembly